Messenger RNA from Cuscuta campestris, 2662 nucleotides. The record is from the annotation of a GenBank genome assembly. Lineage: Eukaryota; Viridiplantae; Streptophyta; Magnoliopsida; Solanales; Convolvulaceae.
ACACCCUGAAAUGUCUUAAUUACUACUCAGUCCCCGUCUUCUCUACUGGUCAUCAGGCCGAGCGCCCUCAAAUUGCCGGUCGCCGUCGGCGAGUCUCCUCCAUAGUCUUCGCUACUCGAAAGUGAGAAGCGCUACGUAUUCGUUAAUCUUGAUUCGCCAUUUCUCCGGGAAAUGAAUCCGUUGGCAUGAACACAACAAUCAAUCAUGGCAUCGGCGUGACCUAGCUAGCAUCUCCCCGUUUUCAAGGCGCAGUGAUGGGAUCGCGAUCCGGAGCCGGGACUCCGAAAGGAGAUUCCGGCGAUGAUUCAUCGGCGGCGAAUCUAUCGUUGGAUUUCGGCACCCCGGAGGCUCUGGAGCGCGUGCGUAAGCUCACUGAUGUCGGAGCCAUGACUCGUCUUCUCCAUGAGUGCAUCGCUUACCAGCGUGCCCUAGAUCUGGACCUGGAGGCGAUUCUUUCCCAGCGGCACGAUCUCGACAAGCAGCUCUCAGCUUUGCAGAAAUCCGCUCAAGUUCUCGACACCGUAAAAGAGAAUUCCGAUCACCUCCUCUCCAACGUCGGAUCCACUUCGCUCCUCGCCGAUCAGGUGAGUGCCAAGGUACGCCAGCUUGAUCUCGCCCAAUCUCGCGUCAAUGAUACUCUCCAUUGCAUAGAUGCCAUCGUUCACCGCACCAGUUGUCUGGACGGCGUCCAGAAAGCCCUAGAUUCUGAGGAUUUUGAAUCCGCAGCCAAUUACGUCCAGUCUUUCCUUCAGAUCGACACCAAGUACAGGGACUCCUCUGGCUCCGAACAGAGAGAGCAACUCCUUGCCUCCAAGAAGCAGCUUGAAGCGAUUGUCCGCCAGAGGCUUUCGGCUGCUGUGGAUCAGAGGGACCACCCCACUGUGCUGCGAUUUAUCCGCCUCUAUUCGCCACUUGAAUUGGAGGAGGAAGGCUUGCAGGUUUACGUGGGUUAUCUGAAGAAGGUUAUUGCGAUGAGAUGUCGGCAUGAAUUCGAGCAAUUGGUGGAGGCCAUGAACGACCCUAACCAGCAAGCUCUUGUGCCAAAUCAAAAUCAGCCUAAUUUUGUUGCUUCUCUGACGAAUCUUUUCAGAGACAUUGUAUUGGCUAUAGAAGAAAAUGACGAGAUUUUGAGGGGCUUAUGCGGAGAGGAUGCAAUAGUUUAUGCCAUUUGUGAGCUUCAAGAAGAAUGUGACAAUCGGGGCUCCAUGAUUUUAAAGAAAUACAUGGAGUAUCGAAAAUUAGCUAUAUUGACAUCAGAGAUUAACUCUUCCAAGAGCAAUCUUCUCUCUGUGGGAGUUGAAGGGCCCGAUCCAAGGGAGAUAGAAGUAUAUUUGGAAGAGAUAUUGUCUCUGGCACAAUUGGGUGAGGACUACACAGAUUACAUGAUUUCAAAGAUAAAGGGACUGAGUUCUGUUGACCCCGAACUAGGUCCUCGGGCCACCAAAGCUUUCAGGAGUGGUAAUUUCAGUAAAGUUGUUCAGGAUAUAAUCGGUUAUUAUGUUAUCUUGGAGGGAUACUUCAUGGUUGAGAAUGUUAGAAAAGCUAUACAGAUAGAUGAGCAUGUGUUAGAUUCUCUCACAACAUCGAUGGUGGAUGAUGUGUUCUAUGUUUUCCAGAGUUGUUGUCAAAGAUCUAUAUCCACAUCAAAUAUCAACUCUGUGAUUGCUGUUCUAAGCAGUGCUGUGAGUUUGAUAGGUGGCGAGUAUAGUGAGGCUCUGCAGCAGAAGAUCAGGGGGGAACCUAAUCUUGGGGCAAAAUUGUUCUUGGGCGGUGUUGGGGUGCAAAAGACUGGUACAGAGAUUGCCACAGCUUUGAACAACGUGGAUGUGAGUAGCGAGUAUAUAUUGAAACUACGCCAUGAGAUUGAAGAGCAAUGUGCUGAGGUAUUUCCUACCCCUGCACACAGGGAGAGAGUAAAAUCCUGUCUCUCAGAACUGAAUGAGAUGAGCACUAGCUUCAAGAAAGCCCUGAAUGCCGGAAUGGAGCAGCUGGUAGCCACAGUGACCCCACGCAUCCGGCCUCUGCUGGACAGCGUGGCCACCAUAAGCUACGAGCUGUCAGAGGCCGAAUACGCAGAGAACGAGGUGAACGACCCGUGGGUCCAGCGGCUCCUCCACGCCGCUGAGAGCAACACGGCGUGGCUCCAGCCCCUCAUGACAGCCAACAACUACGACUCCUUCAUACAUUUGGUCAUUGACUUCCUGGUCAAGAGGCUGGAGGUGAUCAUGCUGCAGAAGAGGUUCAGUCAGCUGGGAGGUCUGCAGCUGGACAGAGACAUCAGGGCAUUGGUGAGUUACUUCUCUGGCGUGACGCAGAGGACUGUUAGGGACAAGUUCGCGCGGCUCACCCAGAUGGCGACGAUACUGAACCUGGAGAAGGUGUCUGAGAUUCUUGACUUCUGGGGGGAGAACUCAGGACCCAUGACUUGGAGACUGACCCCAGCUGAGGUCAGAAGAGUGCUGGGGCUCAGGGUUGACUUUAAACCUGAAGCCAUUGCAGCUCUUAAGUUAUAAUUAUAUGGAGUACCUCAUUUCCUGUAUGAUUUCUCUUCAUUGAAUUAAUUACUGGGUUCUUUUCUACCCCUCUUUCUCACACUCCAUUUUUCGACAUUUUUGAGUUUGAGUAGGAUAGAUGUGAGAUCAAAUCAAAUACUCCCUUUUUU